Epithele typhae is the source of this 2814-nucleotide messenger RNA. Its product is annotated as N-acetyltransferase B complex non catalytic subunit-domain-containing protein. Gene Ontology annotation, molecular function: protein binding; protein-N-terminal amino-acid acetyltransferase activity. The coding region runs from base 1 to 2814 and encodes 937 amino acids. Gene Ontology annotation, cellular component: NatB complex; cytoplasm. The transcript is spliced from 17 exons. Gene Ontology annotation, biological process: N-terminal peptidyl-methionine acetylation. NCBI's taxonomy places the organism in Eukaryota, Fungi, Basidiomycota, Agaricomycetes, Polyporales, Epitheliaceae. The record is from RefSeq and is a predicted model, not a curated record.
AUGGAUCGCCAGAUUCGCCCAAUCUAUGAGGCUCUGGACACGGGCUCUAACAAGUCGGCGAUCCUAGCUUGCAACAAGAUCCUCAAAAAGCAGCCAACUAACCAGCUGGUUAAGGCCUUGAAGACGCUUGCUCUCGUCCGUUCACAAAAGGUCGAGGAGGCUCUUAUAUUCUGUGAUGAAAUUCUUGCCUCAAAGCCCUCCGAUGAUGCGACGUUAUCAGCUAUGAUGCAUGUGCUUCGUGGUCUUGGUCGUCAUCUUGACAUGGUGACGAUGUACGAAGAUGCGUACAAGCAGCAACCUGGAAACGAGGAGAUGGGCCAGCAAACCUUCUUUGCGAACGCGAGGAUAGGGAAUUGGAAAGCGGCGCAGCAGAUCGCCACCAAACUGCACAAACAGUUCCAGGAGGACCUCUACCUGUACUGGUGCGUCAUGAGCACUUACUUGCAGGCCAAAGACCCCGCCACGCCCGCCAACCUUCGUGCGGUGCUCUUCAAACUGGCACAUCGCCUCCUUUCUCAGUCACCAAACAUCUCUUACUACAACGCCGACCGCUUUCAUCUCCAUGUGACGGUCCUCAAAGAGUUGGAGCUAUACGAUGAGGCCUUCCAGAUGCUCGAGCACGACGGAGGGAAGCUCAUAUGCAGCCUCAAUUUGUCUUGCGAGGAACUCCGUAAGGAGAUUUGGAAGCUCAAGGGUCUGGCGACGGAAGAGGGUGCACGUGCAGAAAAGCGGAUUGUGGAGGUCAAGGACCGGAAUUGGCUUGAAUUCCUCUCUGUACUCGACGCCACAUUUUGCGAUGUGCCUGUAUCUGGGUCGGAAGACGCCGCUGCGGCUAGGGCGUCGUGCGAAGAGCAGAUAGCUCGCGCGCGCGAACUCUUUAGCAAGGUCGUCGAAGAGGACGGCGUCAAAGACCGUGCGGGACACCUUGCUCUUCUGGAACUAGAGCAACGCGCAAGGCAGCACGGGCUCUCCAAUGAUCCGUCCGCCCUUACUUCGUUGAUGGAGAGUUACUUUGCGACCUUCGGUGGUAAAGCUUGUUGUUACGAGGAUCUCAAGCCAUACGUCGGAGAUGCAGCAGUUAGCGCCGCCAGGUGGACCACUUACUUGGAAGCCCAACCCGCGAGCGUCGCGUCAAUCCCGGACAUUUGGCGACACAUCAAUGCGCAGAAGCUACUCCGAUACACACUUGCCGCAUCUGCGCUCACUCCUGAAGCCGAAACACGCCGUGCUGUCGAGCUCUUUGACGUCUACCUUCAGGGCCUGUCUCUGGGUAAAGACUUGCCCAGUUUUGAGCUUCAACCGGUGGACGACCUGGUCAUCCUCGCCGCUGAGAUCUUCGUAAACUCCUGGAAGCUGUCUGGCGAUGAGGCCCACUUGUACAACGCUGCUGCUUUGCUUGAGUAUGCUAUUGGACAGAGCAAGAUGUCGUACCAGAUCCGUCUUCACUUGAUCCAGAUCUAUCGCUUGCUCGGAGCUCCUUCGCUAGCAGUAGAACAUUACCGCGGUAUCAAAGUCAAGCAGGUUCAGAACGAUACGCUUUCACACUUCAUUCUCUCAAGGGCAUCAACGUUCUCCUUAUCGUCCAUCGGUGACUUGACUUUCACUACGGAAUGCCUUGAGUCCAGUCGAAUAUAUCUGUCCAAUUCCGAGGAGACCGCAGAGUUCAUCGUUCGUGCUUUUGGCGGAGAAAAAUACUCCCAGAUCCCAGAUAUCAUCACCUUCGAAGAGCGCUUGGAUAACUCUCUCCAACGGGAUCUAGUGAAGAUGGAGCAUGUCCGAAUGCGGGUUGCCCACGAGGCUCUCAACUCUGAGCUCAUCGACAUGGAGCUUAUCGAGCUGAAGUUUAUCUUCGACCGCUCCCAUCAUGACAACCGCGACUUCGACAUUCUUGCAAACUAUCAGCCUCGAGCAUCAGCGUCCUUCAACGACCAGACACAAUUUGCUGGCAAGAUACCUGGUCUCGGCUGGCUUUCAGUAUUCCUGAAGAUCUACAUCAGGGCUUUUCAGAUGGCUAGCGAUCUGGACGACACCGUGGAAGACAAGCUCCUGAUCGGCGAUCGCCCAAAACCGAGCUAUGACCCGAAUACCAAGUUGCCUUUGAAAGAACGCCUUGUCAUUCGCAAGGAAGAGGAGCUCGGCGAGCUUUCUGCGACGGAAGUUCAGCUCUACGAUUUCGCCUCCGCCCUGUCCGAAUGGCUCACCCCGUAUCAUGAUUACGCCCGCCCGCCACCAUCUGCGGUUCUGGCCGAGGCAGCUAAACUGACAGAACAGAAGACCGGUCAUACCCUGAAGAACCUGGAACUUCCUCCGGAAGCGAAUGGGAACGGGAAGAAGGACGAAGAGCCACCAACGGUUGUCGAGCCUCCAACUUCUAUCGCUGCUUACUUUGAUGACAUGCUCAAGCAGAUCAAGGAGGCGUUCGCAUCGAAGGCCCUCUCCAGCGAGCUGCUUCAUCUAGUGACGUUGGCACAGGAAGCGUUCCUGCUCUUUGCCAUCGAGACGGUCCGUUUCAAGACUGCGUCUGUGGUCAAGCAGAACAAAUUCGGUGCUCUCUCUCAGUACAUAAAGGAAAUCAGAGCCAAGUCCGCGGCGACGCUCACGGAGAUUUCUGCCGAGCUGGUAAAGAGCGCAGAGGCAGACGCAACGGCAGAUAGUCGGGCUGCUAUUGUUGCAGCAUGUAAGCCAAUUAUUCAAGACUCUGGCUUGGACCAUGAUUUCGUCCUCAACGUUGCCAAGAAGAUCACGGAUUCGCGGAAACAGAUUCUAGACGGCGUUGGGAAGGGUAUCGUCAAGCUAUGCAAGACUCAUGCAUGA